UGGAAUGUAACUUCAAUCGGUGCAUGGGUACAGUAAUCGACUUGCCAAACACGCUCACAACAAAAAAUAUUUUCAUGGGACUCUAUCUUCACGUGCUGCUCACGUGUUUAAUCCUUUUGCUCGUCACCGACUGAGCCGGCCGAGGGUUUAUUAUUCACCGGGGAAGAGCGCGGCGGCGAGAGAACAAACAUGGAGACGGCGGAAACAGCCGGUGCAAAAGGAUUGAGUUGCGAAGCCAUGGAUUGCUUGUCGGAAAGGCUUUCGUUGCAGGAAGAUCUUUACUUUCCUCGUGCUCUUCAAUCCACUGCCUCGAAUCCGUCUCAGCGCAAGGCCAUUCUGCUCGACCUUCUUUCUCGCGAUGUCGCCGUAUUUCUUGAACGAUAUGGAUCACAGUUGACAUCCAAUGAACUGCAUGAGUUUGAUGCUCUCAAGGACGAUUACGAGAUCAAUUGGCAUUUAAAGCACCUUCGGAGUAUAAAGAACCCAACAUCAGAUGAAUUACACACUAGGUCAGUUAUUGUGAAAAAUAGGAGACGGGCAUAUCUAAAUAAAUUGAUAUAUGAUGGUCAGUACUUUUCGGAGGAUGCAAUGAGGGAGAGAGAGCCUUUCUUGCAUCAUGAGUAUGUAGGGAAGUUUCAAGAUCCAAGUGGGAGAGGAAUGGCAAGACCAGGGGAAAGGUGGUCAGAGACUCUGAUGAGGAGAUCAGAAGAAGCAAUGUUGGUUGCUAAGAUCAGAGGAGAGCAACGCAGGUUAGGUGUUGCUGAGAGGGACUUGGUAGGUAAUAAUGUAAAUCAAGGGGAAGAGGAAGAGGAAGAGGAAGAAGAGGAAGAAGAGGAAGAAGAGGAAGAAGAAGAAGAAGAAGAAGAAGAAGCAGAGGAAGAGAAAGAGGAAGUGGGGGAGGACACGAAAGGUAAUAAUAAGCUUGCGAAUGGAGCUGAUUCCAUGGAGAUAACAAGGGCCAUGGAUGAUCAGCAUGAAAUGCCAGCAACAGAGAAUAGUGAAGCUGCUGAGGGUGGGUCUAAUCAUGUAGCAACUUUAUCUGAAGCAGAUAUGCAAGAUCAGAUGGAUCAAUUCACAUAUAUCAUGCAUCAGAAAUUUUUGUUGGGAGAAGACAACGAGCAUUUAGAUUACUCAAAAAUAGACAAUGAUGAGACCUUGGACGAUCACUGGAUGAGGGAAGCCAAUGAUGAUGCCGAGGAGAAAUACUUCGAUGAAGAUUAGAGCGAACGAAAGUUAGUUCUUAUUCAGAUCAGGGAACUGGAGAAACAUAAGAAGAAAUGCGAUUACGAACAAGUUUACUAUGAUCUGUGAUGAGAUGAUGAAUGCCACUGAAAGACUCCAGUGAACGAUAUCAUAACUCUGGUAAGAUUCAGAAAUGGUUACUUUAACGGCAUGGAGUUUGGCAUUAGCGUUUUGCAGUUUCAUUGGCUUUUUGUUUCUCACAGAAGAAAGAAAGUUGGCGAAAUGGAUAGAGAAAACGUUCUAAUGAAAUCGAUAGGGAGAAAUUGGGUUGCUUGGUAUUGGCAUAUGGCUCAACUGAAAUCUCGUAGUUCUGUUCAUGUUCUUUAUGGAAUGUGUGAAUAGUGAUUGUGAUCAUUAUUGGCCUUCUAACUCUCAAUCUGUUCAUGAACAAUGUUGUAUAAAAAGUGAUUUUUUUUUUCUAUUAUAUUACAUGAUAGUUAUCAAAUUA
Molecule: messenger RNA, 1690 nt
Organism: Cucumis sativus (cucumber)
Lineage: Eukaryota; Viridiplantae; Streptophyta; Magnoliopsida; Cucurbitales; Cucurbitaceae
Product: coiled-coil domain-containing protein 97
Exons: 4
Coding region: 190-1221 (343 amino acids)
Source: RefSeq, a predicted model, not a curated record